This is a messenger RNA of Elgaria multicarinata webbii, 6858 nucleotides long. It is a transcript of the gene JPH4, whose product is annotated as junctophilin 4. The record is from RefSeq and is a predicted model, not a curated record. NCBI's taxonomy places the organism in Eukaryota, Metazoa, Chordata, Lepidosauria, Squamata, Anguidae. Bases 2271 to 4262 code for a protein of 663 amino acids. The transcript has 6 exons. Gene Ontology annotation, biological process: regulation of synaptic plasticity. Gene Ontology annotation, cellular component: junctional membrane complex; endoplasmic reticulum membrane; plasma membrane.
CACACACAGCUCCUCGCCACCCUGCCCCAGAUGUUUCUCCAUCCCCGGAGGAACCUUUUGGGGGUUUCUGCACACAUUCGCUGGUGAAGCUCCCAUCACCCGAUCUGGGUUUUUCCCACCACCCCCUCCCCCGGUUGCUUUCCCCUCGAGCGUGGUUGACUCUCUCUUCCCAUCUGACAAUUUAUUUUGGGGGUGGCGGGGGGAGGUAUCCACAUUUGUAUCUUCUAAAUCCUGGCUUCCAUUCUCCCACCCCAGCAAUUUUUUUUUAAAAAAAUUUUUUUUGGAAGGGUUUUCCCCCACCCACCCACUCACGCAGCAGAUAUCUUGUCUUGGAUUUGUUCCUUUUGUGAUAUUUCUCCGCUGAUCCUCGCUCAAUUCUAUGGCCACCUGAGGUCCCCCGCCUUCUACCAUUCUUCUGAUUCCUUUCCUGCUCCUCUCUGGUAUUGCAUUUCAUCUUCCAUCUGACAUUUUCAGCCUCUCUGUUCCUGGAUUUCCACCUGCACUCGACUUCUCGCUCCCCGCCACAACCCUCCCCAGCUAAAUUUCAUACUACACUCACCUGAUCUCCCCAUUUGGGAUCUACCUCUAUUUAUCUGCCUCCGGCUGGGCUCUUUCAACCCCCCCUUCUCUUCCCACCCACCCCCCUCCAAAUUUAUGCUGACACAUUUCAGCCUUGCUGCUUCUUCUCUUCUUCCUCCUCCAGCUCAUGUUUCAAGUGGCUAUUUUUCUACACAGACCAUCUUCCUCCGUUAGCUCGUGUGUGUUUUUUUCCUCUCUCCUCUGAGCACGGCCAGUGGUAUUCCCAGCUGAGAUUUCUCCCCGUCUAUGCGCUCGCUCAAGGCUUGGGUGUGUCUGUUAUCUUAUCUCGCUUCUCUUCAAGCGUGUGCCUCCGUUAUUUUCCUCUGCUGCUUCGAGAAUAAACACAUGGUUGUUUCCUACUUUUUAUACCAUGCGGUCUUCUCUGACAGCUCUGCUGCCUCUCUUUCACCCUUUGAAGAGGCUGCCUGGUUCCUGUGAACACCUAGAUUUCCUCUGAGCUGCCUCUGAUGAGUCUAACUGGGCUCAAUCAGGGAGAAGACCACAGGCCUACAGACUUGCCUGUUGCUACUGAUGCCUGUAGCCAGAAAAUCCCAGACCCUGUGGCCUGUCACCGCCGAAACCAGCCCAAAAAGUGACUCUGAGGGCCCCAGGAGGGUCAUCAACCAAAGCCAGCAUCACUACCCUUUCUUGUCCAGUGACAACUAGGCCACCCAACACGGCUGCUUGUGCACGCCCAGGCGGUCUUCUAUCCAUCAGUCGCCAAGGAGUUGUGUUCUGAGAAGUCUGUGAUUCGGGUCCACCAUAUGCCUGUAAACCAAAAGCCUCUUGGUCCUUCCAUGCCCGUAACAAGACUGCAUUUUCAGCCCUCGGUCUGGUCAUCGACACCAACUGUGGAAUACUGUCUUCACCUGCAGACAGCUAACCGAGUGCUUUUCUCCUGCCGCUGAAGAACUCUAGGAAAGCUGUAGUCUGAUGACAAGGGAACUCUGGGAUGUUUGGUGCUAACCAAAGAAACUUAAAGCGUCCCUCUUGGUUCAGAGCCCUCGGGCGACAGCAGCCAAAGGACAACUUGAAAUGCCCGUAGCUCCGCCACACACCUGUACGAUCAACAGAGGAGCGGGCCUGGGUAGCUAGACUCCUCCCAAAGCACUGUGUGCCGCUAGCUAGAGAAGGCUGAGGCCUUGGAGGCUAGAGACCUCCUGGCGUACUGGUGUGCUUGUAGCCAGAAAGCCCUGAGCCACGGGACAGCUCAAGUGAACCACGUAUUCUGUAGGCAGAAUCAUCAAGGCCUCCGCUGUCCUGUCGUUGCACGUGUUCACAAGGAUUUCUGAGCAGUUCAGCACCUGUAAAAUUUAAUAUAGGCGAAGCUCUACUGCAUCCCCGUAGCCACGACGUGUUGGCCUGUCUCCACAAUCUCGUUCCUCUCUGCUCUAGCAAAACACAGCAGCUCAGUGACGCCGUAGUCAAGAGGCCUCUGUCUGCUCCUAGCUCCUUACAUGUCUUUAACGACAAAAAACCAGGCAUUGGUCAAGUUGUAGCUGCAGACUUCCAGGACCAGGAGCAGGAAAAAGGCUCCCAGAUGUCUGGCUGUGAAAAACGGAUCGUGAAGGGCUGAAGUUUGUCUCCGUGGGGCAGCGCCAUGUAGAGGCGCCCCAGAGGGGGGAGCGGAGAUGCGCGCAGGAACUUGUGGGUAAUUGGCGCCCGACUGGCCGGGGAGAAACGUUACAUGAAUGUCCAACGGAGGCAGAUUCGAGUUUGACGAUGGCGGCUGCUAUGUGGGCGACUGGGAGGAGGGCCGGGCACAUGGCUACGGCGUAUGCACCGGCCCCGGCGCCCAGGGGGAGUAUAGCGGUCGCUGGAGCCGCGGCUUUGAGUCCCUGGGCGUCUACACCUGGCCCAGUGGGAACACCUACCAAGGCCACUGGAAUCAAGGGAAGCGCAGCGGGCUGGGCGUGGAACGGAAGAGCAAGUGGAACUACAAGGGGGAAUGGAGCCAUGGCCUGAAGGGGCGUUCGGGCGUGUGGGAAAGCCGUUCAGGGGUCAUCUAUGAAGGCAUGUGGCGUGAGGGCCUGCAGGAUGGAUACGGCAUGGAGACGUACGCCGACGGAGGGACCUACCAGGGCCAGUGGCAGUCCGGCAAGCGUCAUGGAUACGGAGUGCGCCAGAGUGUCCCUUACCGCCAGGCGGCCCUGGUGCGCUCCCCACGCCGGACCUCUCUGGAAUCGCUCCACAGCGAGACUGAUCCUAAUGCCCCAGCUGCACCCCUCCCUCCUCCUCCUCUGCCCCCUCCACCCCUCCCUGGGGACAGCCCGGCCUCAGGGUCGAGGGGUGGUUUUGUCUUGGCCUUCCCUGGCGAUCCAGACUUCCCCAAGGGAGCCAAGAAGAAAACAGGGGGAUUCUUUCGGCGUUCCCUGCUCCUGAGCGGGCUGCGAGUGCGCAGGGCCGAAUCCAAGGCCUCCCUGGGCAGCAAAAGAGGUUCCCUCAAGAGCGAGGCAGGGGUAAGUUCGGCCGGGAGCGAGGCCACCACGCUCAGCUACGCCGAGACCGAACCCCCGGAGCUGCCUUCAACUUUGACCAUUGAGGGAUCUUCCACCGAGGUCUACGCCGGGGAGUGGCGGGCCGACCGCCGCAGUGGCUACGGGGUGAGCCGCCGUUCCAACGGGCUGCGGUACGAGGGCGAGUGGCUGGGCAACCGCCGGCACGGCUACGGCCGCACCACCUAUCCGGACGGCUCCAAGGAAGAGGGGAAGUACAAGCUCAACCGUCUGGUGAGCGGCAAGGUGAAGAACCUGAUUCCCCUUCGCCGGAGCAAGGUCAAGGAGAAGGUGGACCGGGCUGUGGAGGUGGCCAGACGGGCCGUCAGUAUGGCGCGGCAGAAGCAGGAAUUGGCCAUUGCCAGGGCUGCGGACGCUCGCAUCAAGGCCGCCGGUGCGCUCGGCGCAGCGGAGAAAGCCCUGGAAGCCGCCCGGCUGGCCAAAAUUUUGGCCCAGGAACUGCAGCCCAUCCUUAAUGAGCCAGAGCCACGUGGCCGUUUGGACUCGGAAGGCACCGACACCGACUUCCAGGAGUACGACAGUCCCCAGGUGUACGAGAACGGCAUCACCCCCUCAGACGUUACCCCAGACCCGAGUCUCCCGCCGAGCUACCCUCCGACGCCUCUGCAGCCCUGGCGGGGGGACCCCCGGCGGACUUGGCCCCCCUUGGAGAACGGAGGCCCUCGCCAGCUCCUCCCGGAGGCCUCUGACCCCGAGGAUGAGUGGGGCUGCCGGGGCAGCUUCCCGUCUCGGACACCGGGCUUCGUUCCCGAGGGGCUGUGGGAGGGGGAGGAGGAGCAGGGGCAACUCAGCAGCUACGAAGCGGAGGAAGAGGAUUACCGGGGGGUCCCCCGGCAGCCCCAAAUGGGCAGCCCCGCCAGCGGCAGCUCCGGCAGCUUGCGGGAGGAAGAGGAGGAGGAGGAGGAAGAAGACGACGAAGAAGGGGCGGCUUCCAGGCCUUAUCCUGGGGAGACCCAGGUGGAACCAGCACCGACGGGCGUUUCUGGGGGCCCAGAAUUGGAGAACGAGGAACUGCUUGGGGGCACGGGGGCCUUCGUAGUGGAGAGAGCGGACGCCCUCGGAGCGGUGCGGAGAAGGGAGAGACAGGGAGCCCACCUGUUGGUUGUCGCCGCCGUCCUAUUGGUUGAUGUGAGUCUGGCGUACCUGUUCUCACUUCUCCUCACUUGAGAUGGGUGGGGGCAGGGGGGGCUGCUUUUGACCCCGUUUCCUCCUCCCUCCCCCCACAACAAUGCUUUGGUACAGACUCUUAUCUAUCCUCUGCCUUUCUACCUGUCCCCUCCUUAUCUUUUUUCACCUGUUUUACCCCCACCCCGUUGCAGCCCCCUAACCCUCGACCUUUCUAGAUUGUUUACAUACGAAGGGCUCUCUUUCUAUCGGAGAUUUCUGUUUUUUUCUUGCUGUCUCUCCGAAACUACUACGACCUCCCAUCCUUCCCACCCCACCCCCACCUCACCUUCCCCAGUCUUUUCAUCCAAACCACAUCCAUCUUUCUAAACCACACUUUGAAACUCUGGGGCAUUCGUUUUCUGGCCUUUUUAAUUUGGGGAGGGGGCCAUCAUAGGGCUGGACUGAGGUAUGGGGCUGAGCUGUCGCUGCCUUCUAGGGUUGUAAAGUUUUGUUGGGGUCACUGACUGCAGGAAGGCCCCAUCUGCCUGCCAUGAAGUCCCCCCCCUCUCGUCCCUAAGGGGUCCAUUCAAAACAUUCUCCCCCCACAACCUUAGGAUGACUACUGGUUGUAAUUGGUGCUUGGAUUUGUUUUUUGGUUGUGGGGGGGGGUACUCAAUGAAGUCCUCCUCCCAAUCCCUUAUAGUCCACAUCAACAGUAAUUCAUUGUCUCACACACAUACACACCUGAGAUGCUCCCCUGAAAUUCAUAGCAGAAAGAAGUUGCCAAACUUGUUCCUUUAAGAAAGGGUUAAAAAAAAACAACCUAUAACUUCCCUGUCCUCUUUUCUACACUGUUGGCUAGGGUGACCAUGUGAAAAGGAGGACAGGGCUCCUGUAUCUUUAACAGUUGCAUAGAAAAGGGAAUUUCUGCCAGUGUCAUUUGUAUUUAUGGAGAACCUGGUGAAAUUUGCUCUUCAUCACAACAGUUAAAGCUGCAGGAGCUAUACUAGAGUGACCGGAUUUAAAAGAGGGCAGGGCACUUGCAAGUUUAACUGUGGUGAUGAAGAGGGAAUUUCACCAGGUUCUCCAUACAUACAAAUGACACCUGCUGAAAUUCCCUUUGCUAUGCAACUGUUAAAGAUACAGGAGCCCGGUCCUCCUUUUCGUAUGGUCACCCUACUGUUGGCAGGAGGAGAGAAAAAAGGGGAACCAGGGAGAAUAUUGAAAAAGUUUGCAAAAUUUCAGGAGCAUUCAAGGGAAAGUCUGUGUCUCACUCUCCUUUUUUCCAUAUCCACAUUUUCACUUCCUCUCUCUGUCUUUUUCUCUUUCUCUCUUUCUAUUUGCCACCUCCUUUCCCUGAGGGAACCGGAACCUUCUUUUCCAACAAAAACAAACAAAAGAAGAAACAAAACAAAAACAACAAAAAAAAGAGAUAACUUUUUAUUUACGCUUUUAUAAACAUUUUUCUCGCAGCGUUUGAAUAAUUAAAAAAAGAAAGAAACAUUAUAAAUUUAACGAGAGGGUGAAAGGGAGAUUCCUGUUGCUUGGGAGAAAGGGAUUUCACAAAGGGGACGGUGUGAUUCCCACAAACAGGAAAGUCCGAGAUGUGGAAAAGUGGGUGAUGCCGGACCACGCUAGGCAACGCCUUCUCCCGGCAGCAAAAUGGUGUCUGGGCAGAAGGUAGGAUGGCCUGCUGUGUAUAUGGGUGCAGGGAGCCCCAAUUGGGGGAAGGAUCUCAAGGUGGUGGAUGAAGCACCUUGAAGGUGUAAACUGGGAACUCCGAGGACAAAGGGACUAAAAAAGGAAGUCCCACCUCGCAGAAGGUUUGAAGGAGGAAGGAGCUGGCAGCGGAAAAGGAGAUAAACUUGCCUUCUAGAGAAGCCUUCCUCAACCUGGGGUGCUCCAGAUGUGUUGGACUACAACUCCCAGAAUGCCCCAGCCAGCUGGCUGGGGCAUUCUGGGAGAUGCAGUCCAACACAUCUGGAGCGCCCCAGGUUGAGGAAGGCUGUUCUAGAGGGUAAAAGAAUUGACCCCUAUGGGGGGAAAAAAAGAAGAAGUUUGUGCCUUUGGAAAGGAAAAGUGCAAUAGGAGAGACCCUGGAACAGAGGAGGCAAAACAGGAGGUCCUGCCUUUUUCCAGGGUGCUCGGAGUGCAAUACAGGAAGUCCUGCCUUCCAGAUGGCAAGGAGAGGCAUUUUAAGGGCAAAAGAAACUUAAAAGAGGGCUUUAAAGGGAGCGGGCUCUGUGGCCCGGAUAUAUCUGUUCAUUUUGUGGGUGACUGGGAACCAGAGAGGAAGAAUGAUAGAGACAGGAUGAUGGUGGAGGUCCUCGAGUAUAUUAUGGGGUGUCCUCCACAGGAAUCUCCCCCUCAGCCCCCCCCUGGAUUCUGCAUGAGGAAAGCGACUGAUCCUUUGCUGUGUGCUGUGUAUACUGAGAAUGUCUGUAUAGCCGACAAAAACAGAAAAAAAAAUUAAUCCUUCCCUACGGUUUUCUACUGCCUGCCCCCCCUUUUUUUCCAGUGCUUUGCUCCGGCCUUGAUCCGAGAAACUCUCCCCCCACCCUAUUCCCUCUCUUCUUCCUCUUCCUGGUUUGCCUUUUUGACUGGAUAUUUCUUAUUUCGUGUCUUUGGGAUUGAAAAAAAAAAAACACCAUUAAGU